UGUUAUCAUACGGGUAUUUCAAAUAUGUCCGCGCUCAUGUAAUAGCUGUCUACGUGUCAACGAAGAUUUUGCCAAAGCGUUCGGCAUCAUCUAUUACAGAAACUGGGAGAAGCAUGCGAGGAAUCAUGAUGAUAUGUAGUUCAAGAAAGAGUGUGUAUUGCUAUCAAACGACACUUAAUGUACUUACUUAUUCACAAAUCAUUGUUUGUAGGCAAAAGGGUCGCAAGCGAUCAGCUGGCGAUAGCUCAAGGCACAGGGACACGUCACAAUAGUAAUGUAUACAUACUCCAGUCUCCGGUAAAAGUCCGGGUGCGUUAACGUUGAUCGACGCUCCUUACCCUUGUCGGCUUAUCUGUCUCGGGAAGCAGAGACACGGGUCGGUCUGUGCUGUCGUAGUCGUGUCUUACUCCAAGACACUUUACCCUAAUCGCUCUGGAUGGAAUGCGACGGUCCUACCCGCCGUUACCUUGCAGCAGUCCUGACAUUGGUAUGGCUUGGUUUCAUGAUCUAUCUGUGGCUUCCUCAGAUACUGCCAAAUACAAGAGACAAAAAUUUGAUUGAAAAAGGUAUUUUCAGACAAGAGGCUAUAGAACAGAAAAAGAACGUGAACUUAUCUGAUGCUGUCCAUGUUUGCAUUAUGUCUGAUUCUAAUACAAUUGGUGGCAUGAUGGCUUUAGUCAACAGCAUUCGACUCAACACCAAACACAACAUCAUGUUUCAUCUCUUUGUCGCCAGAAAAUGUAUUGACCAAGCCAGACUUUGGGUAGAAACGUCAAAGUUGCUUCAAAUACAUUAUGAACUGCGUAUAUUCCCAGAAGAAUUGGUGAAGGGUAAAAUAAAGGUCAGAGGAGGUCGUCCAGAGCUCGCCAGUCCUUUAAACUUUGGGAGGUAUUACUUGCCACAGUUAUUACCAAAAAUCCACGGCAGGGUUCUCUAUAUCGAUGAUGAUAGCAUUGUUCAAGACGAUGUUUAUGAAUUAUACAACAUGAAAAUGAAGGAAGGACAUGCCGCAGCAUUCUCUAAAGAUUGUGCUGGGCCAGCCAAGAGACUUUCUCUCAUGAAAAACAAUUAUGCAGAUUAUCUUGAUUUCAAAAAUAGCCACAUACAGAAGCUGGAUCUCAAACCAACAGAAUGUGCAUUUAACACUGGUGUGUUUGUGGCAGAGUUGGACCUAUGGAGAAAAUAUAAUAUCACAAAACAGCUGGAGUACUGGCUAACAUUAAAUACAAAAGAGGAAGUGUAUGGAAAUGAACGAGGAGGUGGGGCUUCACAACCACCGAUGAUGAUCGUGUUUUAUGACAAAUACACAGAGAUUGAUCCUAACUGGCAUGUCCGCUACCUAGGAUGGACAACAAGGACAAGCUACAGUAAGAGUUUCUUAAGUUAUGCCCACCUUCUCCACUGGAACGGUCGCUUCAAACCUUGGGGACGUGUAUCUUCUCAUUCUGACAUUUGGGACAAGUACUAUGUCCCAGACCCAUCUGGGAAAUUCCACCCAGUCCGUAAAAAUUAAUCCAGCUAUUUCUUCCUACUGUUCCAUUUCAAGGACACCUGAGACAAAAUACUUUCAAGGUCAAAGAGGUCAAAUGUGUUAAAAUAUUUAAACAACUUCUCAAUAACCAGGAGUCUAAGGGUCAUGAUAUUUGGACGAUGGCAGGCUUUGAUAACAGACUGUUUGUUCAAUUGAAGACCUUGACCUAACUUCAAGGUCACACUAGUCAUGUGAGCUAAAUUCUUCGUUUAGAAAGAAACUAAACAUCAACUAUCAGUAUGUAUUUCAGAAUUCCAUUGAAGCAAAUUAAAAUGUAAUGAAGGUCAGAUUUUCCCCAAUAAGUGAAAGUUACUGUCAUGCCAUAUGUAGAUAGGUAAAGCAUAUUCUCACAUACUUUACAGGAUGAUCAAGUUGUUGCUAAGGGUGAAAUUGAUUUCACACUAGCGAGACGUCAUAAUUUAAUUUUUGUAGCAUAACCACAUCACAGAUGUAUAAUGCAUAUCACAGAUGUAUAAUGUCAUCAAUUUCAAUGCACAUUUUCAUGACGUUGCAAUGAACAAGAUUUGCAACAUCUUACGAUUUAUUACUUUAUCAAGUACAGUAUGUGAGAAAAGUAAUCAAACAUGGGUCUGUACCAUAAGCCUCGGCUUGCCAGCCAAAUUCUUACACGGGAGUUGAAAUAUCCCUGUACACGGUACAGGCCCAUAUAAGAUUCUAUUAUUCUUUAAAAACAUAUAACUGAAAACAAAGUGUCAUCGGUGAGAGUUUUACAUAUAUUUUGUGAAUAUUGAGAAUUUUUAAUAGAUCUUGCCAUUUGUACUAUGGAUGGGUUUUUCUUAAACAGUUUUACUUUUUUUUUUUUUUUUUAAAGUACAUUUAUGUAGCGGGACGUUGUAUUUCAGAUAUAAGUUGUACAUGUAUGUAGAAUGUAUUUAAGGAUUAACAUAAAUUAUUUUUUCUGUUAUACAGUCAUAACAGAAAAA
Messenger RNA from Pecten maximus, 2475 nucleotides. RefSeq names its product glycosyltransferase 8 domain-containing protein 2-like. NCBI's taxonomy places the organism in Eukaryota, Metazoa, Mollusca, Bivalvia, Pectinida, Pectinidae. Gene Ontology annotation, molecular function: glycosyltransferase activity. The coding region runs from base 437 to 1513 and encodes 358 amino acids. Gene Ontology annotation, cellular component: Golgi apparatus. The record is from RefSeq and is a predicted model, not a curated record. The transcript has 9 exons.